GACUGCUUUCGGUGUCUAUCACAUUGCAUGAGAGAUCCUGGGUUAGGGGACAAAAGCUGAGACCAGCCAGCCCUGCCUCCCUUUGUGGAGGUGGAUCUUCAAGGAGACUUUGAUCUUUGCCUAGCUCCAGCUUGUGGAGGGAGGGGCUCGAGUUACAGCAUUCCCCCCAAUACCCCCCACUGGCCAGAGCUGGCCCUUCUCCGCCCCUUGGUGACCUUUGUGGCCAGUAGCUCUGAGCUUCAGGGCCUCUGGCCCCUCCCCAACCCUCCUUUCUCUCCCACUGGUGCUGACCAGGGCCUGGAAGUCACCCCACCCCCAGUGGUUGGGAGAGGGGCCAGGCUGGGGAGAGUUAGGCAGCUGCAUGGAUAAGCUCUGAGAGCUCUGUGGCCCUAGAGCCUACGGUUUGGGGGUACUAGGAGGGAGCAUCUGCUGUGGACUCCAGAUUUGGGGGUGGGGAAACAGCCAUCAGAGAGGGAGGAGCAUCCAAGGCAGGGGCAGCAGUCCUACAGGGAGUCCCAGCUCUGUGGUGUCUGAGGGGUCAGCAGCCAUAUCCCCCAUCCCCUGCCCCAUGGUCCCCAUGCCCUCCCUCCAGCUGCUCCUGCCUCUGCUGCUCAUCAUCGGCAUCAUAGGGCUGACCUCAGGGGCUGGCCUGCUGCCAGAGCCUGGGAGCCACCCUGGUGUGUGCCCCAACCAUCUCAGCCCCCACCUGUGGGUAGACGCCCAGAGCACCUGUGAGCGUGAGUGCACCAGGGACCAGGACUGUGUGGCCUCUGAGAAGUGUUGCACCAAUGUGUGUGGGCUACAGAGCUGUGUGGCAGCCCGUUUUCCUGAUGGUGGCUUGACUGCACCUGCAACAGAGGCAGCCUCCUGCGAGGGCUUCCAGUGCCCACAGCAGGGAGCUGAUUGCGACAUCUGGGGUGGGCAGCCUGUAUGCCGCUGCCGUGACCGCUGCGAGAAGGACCCUAGUUUUACCUGUGCAUCAGAUGGCCUCACCUACUACAACCGCUGCUACAUGGAUGCUGAAGCCUGCCUCCACGGCCUCCACCUGCAUGUUGUACCCUGCAAGCAUGUCCUCAGCUGGCCACCCAGCAGCCCAGGGCCACCUGAAACCACUGCCCGUCCAACACCUGAGGCUGUCCCCAUGCCACCUGCCCUGUACAGCAGCCCCUUACCACAGGUGGUGCAUGUGGGGGGCACAGCCAGCCUCCUCUGUGAUGUCAGUGGCCAGCCACCCCCCACUGUGACCUGGGAGAAGCAAAGCCACCAGCGAGAGAACCUCAUCAUGCGCCCUGACCAGAUGUAUGGAAAUGUGGUUGUCACCAGCAUAGGGCAGCUGGUGCUCUACAAUGCCCAGCCGGAGGAUGCCGGCCUAUACACAUGUACUGCACGCAAUGCUGCUGGCCUGCUGCGGGCCGACUUUCCCCUCUCUGUGGUACAGCGUGCACUGGCCAGGAACAGGGCCCCAGGCGUCCCAGCCCUGGCCCAGUGCCUUCCUGACACACAGGCCUGCGCCAGUCUCACUGUUCCUCACCACAUCCUCUGGCACUUUGACCCACAGAGGGGUAGUUGCAUGACUUUCCCAGUCCUUGAAUGUGAUGGAGCCGUGCAGGGCUUUGAGACAUAUGAGGCAUGCCAACAGGCCUGUGCCCGUGGCCCUGGAGACACCUGCCUUUUACCAGCUGUGCAGGGUCCCUGUCAGGGCUGGGAACCACGCUGGGCCUACAGUCCACUGCUGCAGCAGUGUCACCCCUUCAUGUACAGUGGAUGCGAGGGCAAUGGCAACAACUUUGAGAGCCGUGAGAGCUGUGAAGAUGCCUGCCCUGUGCCCCGCACACCACCUUGCCGAGCCUGUCGCCUCCGGAGCAAGCUGGCAUUGAGCCUGUGCCGCAGUGACUUUGCCAUUGUGGGGCGGCUCACAGAGGUGCUGGAGGAGCCUGAGGCUGCAGGUGGCAUCGCCCGCGUGGCCCUCGAUGAUGUGCUUAAGGACGACAAAAUGGGUCUUAAGUUCUUGGGCACCAAGUAUCUGGAGGUGACCCUGAAUGGCAUGGACUGGUCCUGUCCCUGUCCUAAUGUGACGGCUGGUGAUGGGCCACUGGUUAUCAUGGGUGAGGUACAUGAUGGUGUGGCUGUACUAGAUGCUGGCAGCUAUGUCCGUGCUGCCAGUGAGAAGCGUAUCAAGAAGAUCAUGGAGCUGCUGGAGAAGAGGGCCUGUGAUCUACUCAAUCGAUUCCAAGACUAGCCUUGCCUGCCAGCCUUACUCUUUUCUUUCUUCCUACUGAAUAAAAACAUGCCCCUAACCCUUGGAACUUGUGGCCUGCUGAUGCUGGUUAGGGGACACUCACUCUUCCAUAUGCUUCCACACCUAGCCAGCUAGGGUCUUGUUGCCAGUUGGGGCUUUGGCCCCAUCUGAGGUUACCAAGCCCAGUUCAUGGCUAGAUUCAUCCGUGGACCCACAGCAGUCUCUCCAAGAACACAGACAGGCCAAAUCCACUC
Perognathus longimembris pacificus (Pacific pocket mouse) is the source of this 2493-nucleotide messenger RNA. RefSeq names its product WAP, follistatin/kazal, immunoglobulin, kunitz and netrin domain containing 1 (gene Wfikkn1). Gene Ontology annotation, biological process: negative regulation of transforming growth factor beta receptor signaling pathway. Bases 569 to 2239 code for a protein of 556 amino acids. The transcript is spliced from 2 exons. Lineage: Eukaryota; Metazoa; Chordata; Mammalia; Rodentia; Heteromyidae. Gene Ontology annotation, molecular function: serine-type endopeptidase inhibitor activity; transforming growth factor beta binding; receptor antagonist activity. Gene Ontology annotation, cellular component: extracellular region. The record is from RefSeq and is a predicted model, not a curated record.